Molecule: messenger RNA, 1087 nt
Organism: Cyprinus carpio (common carp)
Lineage: Eukaryota; Metazoa; Chordata; Actinopteri; Cypriniformes; Cyprinidae
Product: hydroxycarboxylic acid receptor 2-like
Biological process (GO): G protein-coupled receptor signaling pathway
Cellular component (GO): membrane
Molecular function (GO): G protein-coupled receptor activity
Source: RefSeq, a predicted model, not a curated record
AUGGACAACUCCUCAAAGUGCUGCGCUUUCGAAGCACCCAUCUUGGAUGAAGUCCUACCUCCGAUACUAUUCGUCGAAUUCAUUUUAGGCCUUAUGGGGAACGUCCUCGCCCUCUCUAUGUUCUUCUUCCACAGGGACACCUGGAAGCCCAAUUCUGUUUAUCUUGCCCAUCUCGCUGUGGCAGAUUCGGUAGUCCUUUUCUGCCUUCCUUUCAGGGCCGACUACUACCUCAGGGGUAAGGACUGGGUCUAUGGAGACGCUUUCUGCCGUAUUUUGCUCUUUCUUUUGGCCGCCAACAGAGCUGCAGGUAUAUUCUUCCUCACUGCUGUCGCCGUGGACCGAUACCUGAAGAUCGUCCACCCUCUCAACCGCAUCAACCGAAUGGGUUUGACCUACGCUCUGUGGGUCUCUGUGGGCCUGUGGGGUCUGAUCAUAGCCAUGACUGUCUACCUCCUAACAGACAAGCAUUUCUACUAUAGAAAUAACCGCACACAAUGUGAGAGCUUCAACAUAUGUUUAGGUCACAAUGCAUUGUCUGACUGGCACAAUUCAUUCUACGUUAUCCAGUUCUUUGUGCCCACCGGCAUUGUUAUCUAUUGCACGGCUUGUAUUACGUGGCAGCUGAAGAGUAAGACAGUAGACACACAGGGCAAAAUCAAGAGAGCCGUGCAGUUUAUAUUAGCAGUUGCUCUAGUUUUCAUUAUAUGUUUCUUCCCGAGCAAUGUCUCCCGUAUCGCCGUCUGGGUGUUGAAGAGCUGGUAUAGUGAGUGCCAGUAUUUCCGUGAUGCAAAUGUGGCUUUCUACACGACAGUCUGCUUUACCUACUUCAACAGUGUGCUCAAUCCCAUCGUCUAUUAUUUCUCCAGCCCAGCAUUCAGUGGAUCCCUCAAGAAAAUCUACAUGAAACUUCUAGGGAAGAAAAUGGACGAUGAGGACGACUAUGGGAAGAACAAUCGCAGUUCUGUUACAGUAUCAGCUAAUGUAUCUUAAGUUAAUAUUCACUAUGUAGUGUUGAUGUUAUAAAGUCAUACACAUUAUAAUUCAUAAUAAUAUAUUUACUCAGAUGUCAACGAUAGGUGUUAAUGUA